Cynara cardunculus var. scolymus (artichoke) is the source of this 1156-nucleotide messenger RNA. RefSeq names its product ribonuclease 3-like protein 3. Gene Ontology annotation, cellular component: cytoplasm; nucleus. Gene Ontology annotation, biological process: siRNA processing. The record is from RefSeq and is a predicted model, not a curated record. The coding region runs from base 101 to 943 and encodes 280 amino acids. The transcript has 3 exons. NCBI's taxonomy places the organism in Eukaryota, Viridiplantae, Streptophyta, Magnoliopsida, Asterales, Asteraceae. Gene Ontology annotation, molecular function: RNA binding; ribonuclease III activity.
AACCACAAGUUGAUUUCAUCUCCAAAAUCUCCGAUUUCAAUACGCUGAUCAUCUUCCCCAAUUUCAAACCCUUAUUUUCUGAUUCACGAAUCCGGCCGCCAUGGAAGAUGAUGAAGUUCUUCUCUCUUUCAAAAACCUUGGUUUAGAAGAGCAACGACAUGUUCAUGAAUCGGUGAAGGAGUCCGAGCUAACACCACCGCCGUUGGCGAGCCUGAUGGAGGUGGAGGAAAUCAUCGGAUACAGUUUUCGAAACAAGGAGUUGUUAAAGGAAGCGUUCACUCAUGGUUCUUACAAAGCCGAGGAUUGUCAAUCGUAUGAACGGCUCGAGUACUUAGGCGACUCGGUUCUCAACCAUGUGAUUGCUAAGCUACAUUAUUUUCACUACCCUGAUAUGGCGCCUGGUGAGUUGACUCGGUUGCGCGCCGCCAAUGUCGACACCGAGGCCUUGGCUCGUGCGGCAUUGAAGUAUGACCUGCAUAAAUAUCUCCGCCACCGGAAACCUCUUCUCGAUGGACAGAUUCAAGAAUUCAUGGAAGGGAUCAAUGAGUACCCAUUACAUUCGCAUGGUAUGAUUGAUCCGCCUAAAGUACUUGCCGAUAUUUUUGAGUCACUAAUUGGUGCCAUCUUCAUCGACACGGAUUCAUCAAUGGAUGCUACUUGGGAGGUCGUUGAGCGGUUGUUACAGCCCCUAAUCACUCCUGAAAACUUGAAGUUGCACCCUGUUGCGAAGUUCAAUGAAGCAUGCCAGAAGAUUGGAGUUAAACCACAAGCCAAAGACCUAUGGAACAAAACAGGGGAAAUUGAAAUCUACAUCAACAAUGAAUUUAUUGGGAGAGGAAUGUACAAGUUAAAGAAGCUGAUUGCAGUGAACAGAGCAGCAGAUGAUGCAUACAAGAACCUUUUUGAAAAGCUUGGUAAGAAAGAUGGUGGAAUUGGAGGUUAAUCAUUCAGCAUUCUGGUAAGUAACACCACAAUCUUUGUAUCAAAUUAAACGAGCUUUUACCUUCGUAAUGUACGAAGGAAAAAGCUCAUUUAUUUUGGAACGAAGAUAAUAUCUUCGAAUAAUGGCUUACGCUCUUUCUAUUUUAUUUCUCGUUAGACUCGUCCCUUGUCAUCUUGGGUUCGCUUCUGUUAUGGAACUCCGUUUUAUUGAUGG